Helianthus annuus (common sunflower) is the source of this 2829-nucleotide messenger RNA. RefSeq lists its product as uncharacterized. Bases 1 to 2829 code for a protein of 942 amino acids. Lineage: Eukaryota; Viridiplantae; Streptophyta; Magnoliopsida; Asterales; Asteraceae. The record is from RefSeq and is a predicted model, not a curated record. The transcript has 4 exons.
AUGAAUUGCUUAUCUAUCAAUAUUCGAGGAAUUGGGGGUGUUCAUAAGGCGGGUUGGAUCAAAUCUCUGGUUCGGGGGUUUGGUAUAAAUUUCCUAGCUAUUCAGGAGUCUAAGCAUAAUGGUGUAACUCGGGCUGGGAUGUCGAAAUUUUGGGGUCAUAAUAGAUUUGGUAUGGAGUCUGUGGAUGCUUCGGGUGUGUCUGGGGGCCUGGUUUGUUUGUGGGACGAGAAUUGUUUUCAGUUAGAGGAGUCGGUUAAAGACAGACACUUCUUACACUUAAAGGGUAGGUUGGUGGGAUGUAAUAGGCCUGUUAAUUUUCUCAGCGUCUACGCCCCUCAAGGGAUAGCGGCUAAAAAAGAAGUUUGGGACGCGUUGACUGUUAUCAUUAAUAAUUUUGAUGGGUUUUGGAUUAUCGGCGAUGAUUUUAACGCGGCUCUCCCAAGGUUGUGGUCGGACCAUUGUCCCAUCAUUCUUAUUUCUAAGUCGGUAAACUUUGGGGCCCGUCCGUUCCGUGUUUUUAAUUCUUGGUUGGGGAAAGAGGGCUUUUCAGCGGUGGUCGAGGAGGCAUGUAGGGAUUUCUCUUCCCCUGGUUGUUCUCCGGAUGUUUUUUUGGUUAGGAAGUUGGGGUUUAUCCGUAGUAAGUUAAGAGAGUGGAGAGACAAGAUGGUUAUUAAGGAAGGUGAGGAGCGUAGUUUGGCCGAAGAGGAAAUAUCAUCUUUGGAGUCCAUUUUAGAAUUCAGAGAUUUAACCAGAGAUUUAACCGAAGAGGUGGAGUGGGUUUUAGCGGAAAAUAAGAAUGUUCUGGCUGAGAUUGAGCUCGCAAAAGUUAUGGAUCUUAGACAAAGAUCCAGGGUUAGAUGGGCUAGAGAGGGUGAUGAGAAUUCUAAGUUCUUCCACUCGAUGGUUAAUUGUAGGAAAGCUAGCAACUCUCUAUCCACGGGAUCAAUGUUGGGGGCGAAUGGAUCUAAGUUUGUGGAAGAAUGCGAGGCCCGCACUGUUCUUUCUUGCCCGUCCUUGAAGAGGAUUUCUGUGUCUGAUGCGGAUUGGCUGGAAUCCCAAUUCUCUGUCGAUGAGAUUAAGUCUGCUGUUUUCGAGUGUGGGGACGAUCGGGCUCCCAGGCCUGAUGGCUUUAACUUUAGAUUCUUCAAGCGUUUCUGGAAUCUGUUCGAGCAAGAUUUCGUCUCUUUAUUGGCUGUAUUCUUCGAGACAGGUAUUAUAAAUCCUGGGUGCGGUUCUUCUUUUAUUACUCUUGUCCCGAAAAUUAAAGAUCCAUCAGGUCUCGACGAUUACAGACCUAUCAGUCUGGUGGGGGUUGUGAAUAAGGUCAUCUCAAAAGUUCUAGCCAACAGGUUGAAGAAAGUCAUUGCUUCGGUUAUAUCGGAUAACCAAUCUGCUUUCUUGAGGGGCAGAUUCAUUCUAGAUGGGCCUCUUAUUAUUAACGAGGUGUGCUCGGGUCUAAAAAUCAAUUUGGGGAAGUCAAACUUGUAUGGUAUUGGUGUUGAUGCAGCGGAGGUGGGUGCUAUGACGGAUAUUGUGGGUUGUAAGCAGGAUUCGCUCCUGUUUAAGUACCUCGGGCUCAAGGUGGGGGCCAAUAUGAACCGUGUUGUGAAUUGGAGACCAGUGUAUGAUAUCUUUGAAUCCAGGCUUGCUCUCUGGAAAUCCGCUCUUUUGUCUUUCGGGGGGAGAAUCACUCUUAUUCGCUCGGUUCUUGUAAGUCUGCCUAUUUAUUAUUUUUCUUUAUAUAAAGCUCCUGUGAAAGUUGUCAAGGAUUUGGAAUGUUUAAUCAAGAAGUUUCUAUGGGGAGGGUCGAGCGAGGUCAAUAAAACCCAUUGGGUGGCCUGGGAUAGAAUCACUAUUGAUAAGAAGCAUGGGGGAUUGGGUAUUAGUAAACUCAGUGACAUCAAUAGAGCUCUUUUAUGUAAGUGGGGUUGGAGGUUUAAAAGAGAAAAGGAGCACCUUUGGGUUAAGGUCGUGGAAGCGAUUCAUUCUGGUGGCUCUUCGUGGUCGUUUCUUCCGGUUAAAAAAUCGCUUGGUGGUGUGUGGAAUAAUAUUGUGUCGGUUAUUAACAGGCCUUUGAUCGGUAAUUCUUGCUUCCGCGACUGUUUAAGAGGGAAGGCUGGAAGGGGAGAUUGUAUUUCAUUUUGGUUGGAUCCCUGGCUGUUGGAGACUCCUCUUAUGGAGAAAUUUCCGAAUUUGUUUGCGCUGGAAACUGUGAAGAAUUGCUCGGUGAGGGACAGGGUUCUGGGGGUUUGGUUAUGGAAGCAUGAUCCGGAGCUGGUCGAUGAAUUGGGAGAGCUGAUCGAGCUGAACGAAGCUGUUGCCUCGGUUCUGCUGAACGAUAGUGAAGAUGUUUGGGUAUGGCUUCCGGAUCAGGCUAACUCAUUUUCUGUUAGAUCUAUCAAAAAGGUUAUGAGUGGUAGCAGUGUCGAUAGCAGCAGAUAUGUUUUAGAGUGGAACAAAUGGAUUCCGAUGAAGUGUAACUUUUUCGUUUGGAGGGCGAGCCUUAAUAGAAUCCCUACUUUAGAUGCGUUACGACGGAGGGGCAUCAAUGUUGGUGAUGGGUUAUGCCCGUUGUGCAAAACGGAGAACGAAACUGUGGAGCACAUUUUUACUUCGUGUAUUACGGUUGCGGUUUUGUGGCAAAAGAUCAGCGCCGCUGGUGCAGAAUUCCUCCCAUGUAUGCAUUCUCAUUUACGGAUUUGUUGGAGAUUCCUAAUGGGAUUUCUAUUAAGUCGAAGGACAAGUCGAUCAUUCAAGGUAUCAUUUUCAUCUACUGUUGGUGUCUAUGGGCAGCCCGUAACAAGGCGGUUUUUUCGGGUGUCGAUGUGA